Messenger RNA from Histoplasma mississippiense, 333 nucleotides. RefSeq lists its product with no specific name. The record is from RefSeq and is a predicted model, not a curated record. The transcript is spliced from 2 exons. The coding region runs from base 1 to 333 and encodes 110 amino acids. NCBI's taxonomy places the organism in Eukaryota, Fungi, Ascomycota, Eurotiomycetes, Onygenales, Ajellomycetaceae.
AUGUUCCCAACCGGUGAGGAAGAGGCCGUGGGCAACUAUAUUUCCUUACAGAGAUCGAAAGAGCAAGAGCUUCAAAACCUUAUCCAAAAUGCCGGCGAAUAUCCACCCCACAAUCCUGGUUUUUACGGCGUGCUCCCGUCUUUGUCAAAAAUAGUCAAACUCUGCCUGGAAAAUGGGAAGGCCAUUGCAAACCUUGAAGAGCUGGAGAAUGAGGCGUUGAAACAGUUCAAGGAAUUAGAAAAGCCGGACUUCGAGUUUCUACAUGUUGCUUUAACGCCUCUACAACAACAACAGCAAAUCCCUCGGCAUGCUCCUGGACUGGUCUUUUACUGA